Messenger RNA from Ustilaginoidea virens, 774 nucleotides. RefSeq lists its product as uncharacterized. The transcript has a single exon. NCBI's taxonomy places the organism in Eukaryota, Fungi, Ascomycota, Sordariomycetes, Hypocreales, Clavicipitaceae. The record is from RefSeq and is a predicted model, not a curated record. Bases 1 to 774 code for a protein of 257 amino acids.
AUGAAUUGCGCUUGCAAGCUCCUCGUGGUUUUGGCCGCCUUCUUGCUGCCUGUCUCGUCCUCUCACAAGGUCGCUGUAGCCGGUCCCGAUGACAGUAACGGCGACCUAAACGUGGCCAAGGUUUGCUACCCCGAUGUUUAUGGUGACGCAGUUGUCCCCCCUUGCGUGGAAAUUACCAGGAUCGAAGAGGCCUGUCAACCCCAUGGUGACGAGCCCAUCGACUACCAAGGCCAUGCUCAAUGCAUGUGCAGCGGCAGCUUCUUUAUGGAUUGGCGUGGAUGCCAGGAUUGUCUUUUCAUUCACGGCUUCCGUAGCGCCCGCGAUUAUGCCUACUGGGAGCAAGUCCUUGCCGUUGCCUCGAGCUCUCUGUGCCAUGCAACACCUACCGCCGCAUUUCAGGACAUCUUUGCUUCCGUCCAAGCAGACAUCAAUCAGGCUCCCCCCGUGACCACCGGCGACCCUCAGUCCUCGGAUGAGUUUCCGAGCGAAACAGAAGUGAGCCUGUACUAUUCGGCUACCGCCCCUCAAGGCCCUGGAGUCGUUAAUGGGGCUGCUGCCACGGUCACAAGCCCUUCUCAGCCAAUUGCUGGCAACUCGACAUCUUCCGAGUCUAUCACCAGCAGUGGCAGUACUGUCGAGACAACUAGCACCGUGUCCAACACGGCAAGCACCACGCGGUCUGCCUCUCCUUCCUCGACUGGCGGAGCGCCUGCUCAUGGACCUGGCCAGGCUUUGGCUGCUGUUGCUGGGGCUGCUUUGAUUGUGGCUUUGUAA